Hydractinia symbiolongicarpus is the source of this 5559-nucleotide messenger RNA. RefSeq lists its product as uncharacterized. The transcript is spliced from 9 exons. The coding region runs from base 362 to 5131 and encodes 1589 amino acids. NCBI's taxonomy places the organism in Eukaryota, Metazoa, Cnidaria, Hydrozoa, Anthoathecata, Hydractiniidae. Gene Ontology annotation, molecular function: double-stranded DNA binding; protein binding; single-stranded DNA binding. Gene Ontology annotation, biological process: interstrand cross-link repair; double-strand break repair via homologous recombination. The record is from RefSeq and is a predicted model, not a curated record.
GAUAACAUUACAUUAUACCUUCGCCUUUGUUAAUAUCAUUAUUCUACUAAAUACAUCUCUUUUAGUAGAAUUCUGUCAUAGAAAGUUGGUUGUAUGGAUUCGCAACAACAAGGUACAGCGUUCUUAGCGAUGACAACCACUUCCAAAAGAUAUAAGUCCAUUUUUUUUGAUAGUCAUUGAAAUUUAGAAUUGUCUUCAUUUUGAAGGGCGUUCUCUGUAGCAGUAUACGCCAUUCAUCAGCGCAUCCAGGCUUCAGAUGAUUAUAUCUACCUCAUCAGGCCAUUUUAAAGAUUCCGACCUGACUGGCAGAAAUGAAUAAUUCUCAACACUUUAAUAAAAUGCGAAAGUAGGUCUGCUCAAAAUGGCAACAUCUCUUUUUGCUAAAUGUGAAUAUAAACUUCGCUUAGUAACCUUUCUAAAUGAAGUUGAGGAACACUUACGCUACUUAUUUCAUCAUCCAAAUCAUGGUAACUUUCCUGAAGAUAAAGAGCAGUUGUAUAAGAUUAUGGUAAAGUUAGAUAACAAUGGAAAGUUAAAGCAUUUGUUAAAACAUCAGAGACCACUCGUUCUACCAAGAAGUAAAAAGACGGAUUCAAUGGAAUUUGACUUGAGUAUAUUAUGCUCUCUCCUACUUACUUCCAAGAACUUGACCAAGCCAAUACGCGCAGACAUUGAAGCAAUCAGAGAUGAGAGAAAUGGUACUAUACAUAAGCCUCGUUUUAAUUAUGUGGAAUAUAUAGUUAGGUGGAGCAACUGCGAACAUAUUAUUCAAAGACUUGGAUACGACAUUACAUUGAUUAAAGAUUUAAAGUUUGGUAGUUUGCAUGAAAUGGAGAAGUUUCAAGUGUCCAUAAAUAAAAGUAAAAUACAAAUACAGGAAAUGGAGAUUAAAACAAACAAUAACAAUAUCCAACAACAGUGGAGUGAUAUUAAGCAAAACAAAGAUGAUAUUCAGCAAAACAAUGAUGAUAUUGAGAAAAACAAGGAUGAUAUUGAGCAAAACAAGGAUGAUAUUGAGAAAAACAAAGAUGAUAUUGAGCAAAACAAGAAUGAUAUUGAAAAAAACAAGGAUGAUAUUGAGCAAAACAAGGAUGAUAUUGAGCAAAACAAGGAUGAUAUUGAGAAAAACAAAGAUGAUAUUGAGAAAAGCAAAGAUGAUAUUGAGCAAAACAAGGACGAUAUUGAGAAAAACAAAGAUAAUAUUGAGAAAAGCAAGGAUGAUAUUGAGCAAAACAAGGAUGAUAUUGAGAAAAACAAGGAUGACAUUGAGAAAAGCAAAGAUGAUAUUGAGCAAAACGAGGGUGAUAUUGAGAAAAACAAAGAUGAUAUUGAGAAAGGCAAGGAUGAUAUUGAGCAAAACAAAAGGGAUAUUGAGCAAAUCGAGGAUCAUAUCACUCAAGCGGAAAGCAUUAUACAGUCUCAUGACCAGCGCAUCCAGACACUUGAACGACUUAACGAAAUUUCAGUGAAAAAAAGUGAGGUUAAACAACCUCUGAACAAGAAGAAAAAAAUCACAAGGAGCUUAACAUUGUACAGAAACAUGCAAAAUAAUUUGAUGAUACGAUGUGAAAACGACACUGUUGCUGACAUUGUCAACAUAGAUAUCAAAGGAAAAGUUAAUGAGCAUACCAUGGAAUUAAAAUUCGGUGAUCACUUUAAUGUCGAAAAGUUGCACAAAGAACUGUUGAUUACUAUCUACAAAGAAAUAGUGAAGAAAAUUUUUGAACUUGUGAUAACUUUUGUUCAAAAUGAAGAAGAAGUGUCUGUUAUCACAAUUCAAGAUGUAAACAUGGCUUGCAGCCACCAUUACAAAAACACCAGUAACGGAUUUGUUUUGCAUACACAUAACAGCUUUAAUAUCUCAGAUGAAAUAGAGUCAAUUGCCAACGUUGAUAUAGUGGAAUCCGACAUCAAAUUUACCUGCUGUGGAAUAGUCAAUAAAAUGUCAUACAUGGGCUACAAAGGAUUUUCGAAAAAAUAUGCCAAAGAUUAUUUCACAACACAUGGCAAAUUUUUAAGUGAAGCAAUCCAAUUCCCCCCACUGGAUAUAACGCAGUCAAUAUCUAAGUUUGCACAUCGAGUAAAGCAAAUAAUGUGUGAUAGUAAAUUAAAUUUAUUUGUUGUAUUUUCACAUUACAAUGCCAUGGAAAAUCUCAAGUUUCUUAAUUUAGAGAAAUACUUUUUCUCAAGAGAUGGAGAGGUUCCAGACAGCAAGGAGAGACUUUUACUGCUUCAUCCCAACGGUAAUACCUUUGUUAACAUAAGAUACACAGAAACAGAAAAUGCUGACGUCAUUUUAAAGCAAUUUAGAAACGGUGAAGAUGAUAUUAGACACUUUUCUGUUAUCAAUCGAGAGUACCUGUUACAAACCGGUUUGACAUUUAUCAACGUUGUGGCUGCCCCAAAUUUUAUAAAAUCGGAUCAUAGCAAAAUUUGCAAGGAAUGUCACCUGAUGGAUAAGGACAUUCUGUCUUCAAACAUCAAGACUCAGAGUUUCCUCGAUGCUCUUCUUUCUUCAAGUGAAAAUAUUACAACUAAAGAAAGUAAAGAUGCAUAUAUGAAUAUUGUAGGUCAGAUCAUGUGCUUUAUGGCUACCAUGAAAACAAUCUUUAAUGUUCCAACACUUAGCGAAGAUAUUCAUAAAAGAUUAAGCACUUUUAUUUUGUCAACACAACAGCUCCGUUGCUUAUACAGUGAAUCCAGAAAGAAAAUUAUUAUUGGUCCGUUAGGAAGUGGAAAAACUGUAUUAGCGAUUGCUCACUUAGAACUUCUAUGCAAAUCGCCUGAAGCAGAAUCUGUGACGUACUACAUAGUGUGGAAUGACAAAACAAUACUCACUGAUACCGUAAAAAGAUUUGCUGCCAAAAAACUCAACCUUAGUAGCAAUUCUAAUAUUAAUAUCGUGAAUGUGGUUGCACUAGCAAAAGAUCUCAAUCUGUCAAAAGUGCCAUCACUUUCACAACUGAUAGCAUCUUUGUUGAUGAGACAUGGAAAUAUUAUCCUUAAUCUCAUAGUGGAUGAAAUUGCUGGAGAAAUAUUUGACACUGAAGAAGCUUCAAUAUUGAGAAAAAUGUUCAGCAGCGAGCAUAGUUUACAAAAUUCUCUUGUUGUGCUUUUCCCACAAAGCUUGGAGAAACAUCGAAAAUUUCUUACUGGGAAAGAUUGUAAAGUUCACGAUGGAUUCAAAUACCAGGAAACCGAUAUGGAUGUUUUAUAUCUCAACAAAGCAAUGCGAACGCCAAGAAAUACUUUUAACUUCUUGUCAAAAUUUGAAUUCAACAUUUCCAACUUCAAGACGGUCAUUAAACAUCCUAUUCUGGAAGCUAUUAAAUUCGAUUCCAAUGAUCAGGAAGAAGAACGGAUUCAAGAAAAACAACUUCUAAACAUCAUCACGGGACAGAAAGAAGAAAUACAUAAAUCUUCAUCGAUGCACACAGGGAGAAAAGAUGCAUUGUUUGAAAUUCCAGUAGAUAUUGAUGUUAUUGCAGCAAAAUUAAAGGGUACAAGACUUUCCAAUAGUUCAAAAACGUUAACCACGGUGAAUUGCAACUCAGCAGAUACUGUUGGUCAUCAUAUUCAAGGUGAAAAGCCCAUUUUUAUUCAUGUGAAUGUAGAAGAAGAACAUGGAAAAACAAAACAAGAAGUGGAGGGACAAAGAAAAAGAGAGGAAAAGGAUGAUGAUGAGGAGGAGGAGGAAGAGGAUGACAGACCAGAAGAGAUUAAAAACAAAAUUUUAGUUAUGUUAGCUCUGGCGUUAGAAAACGUUUGUUUUGAUUGCGUCAACGUAAAAAGAUUGUUUUUCCAUCACACUGUGGAAGAAAUGAAUAUUUUUCGAAAAGUUUUAUCUUUGCUUAACAAGAACUUUCUUUUGUACAACGCAGAAAGUCAAUGGGAAUUCUUUAAUGGCGACAAUACUUUUGAAAAAAGGCUUCCCGAGAAAGAAAAUUUCAAUUUAAUCACCGAUGUCAAUGGUUCACGAGGCAGUGAAUUUCCAGAAACUAUCUGUGCUAUCAAUCCAAAUGACACAAGGUUACAGCAUGUGACAUUGGAGGGCAUGUCUAGGACUACCAACCGCUUAAUACUUGUGUCAUCACAUUGCAUGGACUCCAUUGGUAAAAGAGGUACUUCAACUGGUAAUAUCAUCAAACGACUUUUGUCGGAGUAUUUAGUUGAAAUUUCUGUUGAAUGUGCUGCAUUGAAGAAUGAAGAUUGUCCUUACUUAAUUGUAAAAUUAAGUGACAGAAAAUCCAUUCUCUACGUAAAUACGAGGUGCUGGAGGUACGCAAAACUUUUGCAAAGAGCUGGAGAAUUUAAAUUUGAAAUUCAGAGUUUAAAAACUAUGGAAUUAAAGCAGAUGGUGAGAAGCAUUGAACCUCCUGAGAUGGUAGAUAUCAUAGGUUGCGUUUAUUCAUCAGAAACGUCUUGUACGAUUUAUUGGAAGGAUAAUGGAUAUUCCUACUUAAUUGGAAAACAAGAUCUUGAUUGUCAAUUGAAAUAUAUAGACCGUGUAAGUUCAACCGGAAAAUAUGUAAUAUGUGGUCUGGAACUUAACGAGAGCUACAGAUUUGGUGUGGUUGCCAGUAACCGAAUAGGUCAGUCAAAAAUUGCUGUUAUGCCAUAUCGACAUAGUCCCACGAACCCCGUACCAGUACCUAAAAAGCAUGUUUCUUUCAAAGAUAUCGUAAAGCUCAUUGCAGAUAACAACAUAACUGAAAUGCAUGAACUGAUUCUAUCAUGUCAUGAUAUACAGACAAUGAGAGACGCCCAUGGGUUCACACCGUUGAUGCAUUCUCUGUUGCAGAACAAAUGUAUAAUGACUCGAGCUCUGAUCUCUCUCGGAAGCGAUGUUUUGGCGGAGAAUAACAUCGGACGCAACAGUUAUCAUCUAGCUGCUUUGAGUGGACGUGACCAAAUUUUGGAAAUUUUGUGUGAACAUGAUGCAAAAAAUGUGAAUUGUGUUGAUCGUGUUGAAAAAAAAACACCAUUACAUUUCGCUAUGCAAUAUCACCACUUUAAAUGUAUUGACGUGCUGCUGAAUAAUAAUGCUGACACAAAUGUUAAAGAUGUAAAUGGGUUAACUCCUCAUCAGAUGAGAGGAUGGGAUGAUUAUUAUAAUUUUAAAAACAAGUGAUGUCAUGAAAUCAAUGUGACCUGAAGCGUAUCGAACGCGGUGGGACCAAAAUACUCCACUGUUAAUAUCAAUAGAGCGGAUACCCAAACGCCCGUGAAACUUCUGCAAUCUGAUUAUUAUUAUUUUUAUAGGUGAAAACAUUUCGAGCAGUUGGUACGCUACGCCCUUUUUCGAAGGCACUAACAAACAUUUACGCCGAGGGCGUUAUUCAUUUUCUAAAAUUUCGCUUAAUUUUUUCGACUUUCUUUGUUUAUUUGUGGUUUUUGUAGCAUGAUUAUUACAAUUGUAAAAACAAGCAAGGGAAUUAAUUAAGAAUUAUUCAUGCACAGAGAGAUGAAAAGAAUAACACUGCUAUAACCUUUUUUUAAGAUUAUAUGACGUAAUUUUAAAUAUUUUAAUAUUCUUAAUAUUGCAUAUAUUAUUUUUUU